AUGUCUCCCGAUAAAAAUAAUUGGGACGAUGUAUUGAGCCUAGUGGAGCAGGUACAGCAGUACCUGACACAGCUCGAGCCUAUCAUGGGCCCUCGUAUCAACAAGGACAAGGCCAUAGUGUUCAUCUGGAUAGGCCUCAACGACAUGGGCCAGUACCGAAAACUGAACGGUAAAGACUUUCUGGAAACUGCGGAGAGAGUAAAUACGCCCAUAUUUACGGAGGCGAUACAGCCUAUGUACGAGAAAGGAUUCAAGAACUUCGUCCUUUUCAACCUGCAACCCCUCGACCAGAGCCCCUCUAACCAAGAGCGAAAAGGCAAGGUGGAGAGUCCAUCGCCAACACCGGAAAAGAUAAAAGAUGUGAACAAGAUGCUCGAUGGACUCAAGAAAGAGUACAACAAGAAACUCAAGGAUGCGAAGAUCGAGCUUUACGAUGUAAAUUCACUCCUCACGAAGAUGACUAAGAACCCUGCGAAGUAUGGGUUCACGAACACGAAAGGACCCGACCAGCAGUUCAGAACCCAAGCUUUCAAUCCAGACAGCAGCACGAACCUCGAGCUCUUGCGCAGCUACUAUUGGUGGGAUAAAGUACACUUGACCUCACGAGUACAUCAGUAUAUCGCCGAGGACGUAAGGAGUUUCAUUGCAACCAAAUGGGGGACGAAGGUCUGGGAGAAGCCGGCUUUGACGGAAGACAAGGCGGUCACAGGAUCCAAAUUCUACCGAGCCUAG
Molecule: messenger RNA, 732 nt
Organism: Anthostomella pinea
Lineage: Eukaryota; Fungi; Ascomycota; Sordariomycetes; Xylariales; Xylariaceae
Source: the annotation of a GenBank genome assembly